Molecule: messenger RNA, 795 nt
Organism: Protobothrops mucrosquamatus (brown spotted pit viper)
Lineage: Eukaryota; Metazoa; Chordata; Lepidosauria; Squamata; Viperidae
Product: phospholipid phosphatase-related protein type 5-like
Exons: 6
Coding region: 1-795 (264 amino acids)
Biological process (GO): phospholipid metabolic process; signal transduction; phospholipid dephosphorylation
Molecular function (GO): phosphatidate phosphatase activity
Source: RefSeq, a predicted model, not a curated record
AUGGUGAUCAGCUGCUCUUUGACUAGUGGAGAAAAGGCAGCACUGGAGCCUGGUGAUAGAUAUGAAGCUUGGGGGCAUCAGAUUAUUGUUGGAGAAACUGCAGUGUUUUGCUUACAGAUGGCCACACGGGAUUUUGAAAACCAAGAAAAAACGAUAUUAACUGGAGACUGUUGCUAUAUAAACCCACUGGUGCGCAGGACUGUCAGGUUCCUUGGCAUUUAUGCAUUUGGACUUUUUGCAACAGACAUAUUUGUAAAUGCUGGACAAGUAGUAACUGGGAAUCUUGCACCUCACUUCCUUGCACUUUGCAACCCCAAUUACACAGCUCUGGGAUGUCAGCAGUUUACAGAAUUCAUCAGUGGUGCAGAGGCUUGCUCUGGAAAUCCUGAUCUUAUCAUGAGAGCCCGAAAAACUUUUCCUUCCAAAGAAGCAGCUCUGAGUAUAUAUGCAGCAACAUACAUCACUAUGUACAUCACCCACACAAUAAAGGCUAGAGGGACCAGGCUGGCAAAACCAGUCCUUUGCUUGAGCAUAAUGUGUAUGGCAUUUCUCGCUGGUAUCAACAGAGUAGCGGAAUAUCGAAAUCACUGGUCAGAUGUGAUAGCAGGAUUUCUAGUCGGUAUUUCAAUAGCGGUGUUUUUGGUGGUAUGUGUGGUUAAUAAUUUUAGAGGUAGACAACCAGAACAUGAACAGUCACACUUGGACAAUCUGGGACAGAUGUCUAUGAUCAGCAUCCCUCGGGUAGAACAUUCUGUAGUAAAGAACCACAUCACAGCCUUUGCAGAAGUCACAUGA